Molecule: messenger RNA, 1191 nt
Organism: Coffea eugenioides
Lineage: Eukaryota; Viridiplantae; Streptophyta; Magnoliopsida; Gentianales; Rubiaceae
Product: UBP1-associated protein 2C-like
Exons: 1
Coding region: 1-1191 (396 amino acids)
Molecular function (GO): RNA binding
Source: RefSeq, a predicted model, not a curated record
AUGAACCAAAUCAAGGUUUCCAAGGAUUUAGACUCUGAAAGAAAGAGAAUAUUCUCUUCAAAGCUCAAGCUCUCCAAUGGCUGCUCUUCCAUCACUCCACCCCCUCCUCCUAGAGUCAAUCUUGAGUCAUUUUCCCUGCAUCGACUCCAUCAGAUGCAUUCCACCGUUACCGCUAACCCAAAUCCUGAUGAUCUCAAGGACACCAGAAAACUUGAAGCUUCAUUGAACGUCGAAAACCAAGAAAAACAAAUCCUUCACAACAUUUUGCAGUCCUUCACGAAAUCCCGAUUAGUUGAAAUCCUUCAGGAAGCUGCCAUUGCCCACCCCACCAUUCUCCAUACCGUUCUUUCCAUCGUUGAUGACAACCCAUCCCACCGCAAGAUCUUUAUCAGAAGUCUUGGCCCUAAAACCACCCCUGAAAAUCUCCACAACUUCUUCUCAAAUUACGGAGAAGUUGAAGAAGCUAAAGUCAUCUUUGACAGGACCACUGGAUAUAGUAAGGGCUAUGGUUUUGUUACUUUCAAGAAUGCUGAGUCUUUCUUGCUUGCCCUGGAAAACCCCAGUAAGAAAAUUGAUGGAUUCGUCAGUUUUACCAGCAUUUGCGUUGGGCCCGAUCAUUCAUCAGGGAAGACUGGUAAUACUAGUAUCAGUACCGAUGAGAUGGAGAAAAUGAGAAUGAAAAGGAAAAUUCGUGUGGAGAAUGUGCCAGCCGAGAUGAGUUCUGAGACUCUGUUGAGUUUUUUUGAGCAGUACGGUGAAAUUGAAGAAGGGCCUUGGGGGUUUGAUAUGGGGACAGGGAAAUCAAGAGGGUUCGCUUAUCUUUUGUAUAAGAAUGAGGAAAGUGCAAAAGCUGCUUUGGCUGAGAGGGUGAAAUUUGUUGAUGGUUUCCGGCUGGUUUGCAAAAUGGUGUUGAGGGAAAGGGAGAAAAGUAAUAGGAACCCAACGGAUAUAGUGGAGCCACUGCCUUCGCCUCCGAGAACUUUGGUUUUGCCUGUUUCCUAUUACUAUUGUGUCUAUUAUUCUCGUCGAUUGGUUCCCUACAAUUAUUACUAUCAGAAUGAGCCUGUUAUGGGCGGCAGUAGCGGCCAAUUGGGGCCUUGGACUCAAGGACAAUCAUCAUCAGCUUUACGUCCUGCUCCUCGGAUUGCUGGUGCUGCUAAUUCUGGAGCUUCUUCGCCUUCUGGAAGAUAG